AUGGCUUGUAAUUUGAUCCCCAAAAGGGCAUAUUGGGUAGCUUUCAUCUAUACAGUUCUUGUUUCACAUGCCUGCAAUGGCUUUUAUCUUUCGGAAAACUACAUGCAUACAUAUUCAACAGGCGAAGAAAUAUAUGCUAAAGUUAAUUCAUUGACCUCUAUUUACAAUGCGCUUCCCUUCAGCUAUUACAGCCUCCCGUACUGCAAACCCCAUAUGGGAAUAAAGAAAAGUGCAGAGAAUCUUGGACAACUCCUCAUGGGAGACCAGAUUCUCAACUCUCCGGACCGUUUUCGUUUGAACGUCAAUGAAUCUGUAUUCCUCUGCACCACAAGCUCAUUAAGUGAGCAUGAGGUAAAGCUAUUGAAACAGAGAACUCGUGAUCUGUAUCAAGUAAAUAUGAUUUUGGAUAAUUUGCCUGCGAUGAGGUUUGCUCAACAAAAUGGAAUUAAGAUUCAAUGGACUGGGUUUCCUGUUGGGUAUGCACUGCCAAAUAGUAAUGAAGAUUACAUCAUCAAUCACCUCAAGUUCAGGGUUUUGGCUCAUGAGUAUGAAGGGGCAGGUGUGAUGAUAAUUGGUACUGGGGAAGAGGGUAUGGGUGUAAUUCCAGAAGCUGAGAAGAAGCAGCCUUCUGGAUAUGAGAUAGCCGGUUUUGAGGUUGUCCCCUGCAGUGUCAAAUAUAACCCCAAAGGAAGAGGGUAUGGGUGUAAUUUCGUCAUGGCUUCUGAAGUAUCUGUGGUCCUUACCUACAUGCAUCUCUGUGCUGAGGAUUGGCAGUGGUGGUGGAAAGCAUGCUAUGCAUCAGGUUCCGUUGCUCUUUAUGCGUUCCUCUUCUCGAUCAAUUACCUGGUUUUUGACCUUAAGGGCUUGAAUGGACCUGCAUUGGCUAUACUUUAUCUUGGGUAUUCAUUGAUCAUGGCCAUUGCGAUCAUGAUAUCUACCAGCACUAUUGGCUUCCUCACAUCGUUGUAUUUUGUCCGGUACCUUUAUUCAUCGGUGGAGAUUGAUUCCAAAGGUAUAUUUGGCAAGUCCCAUGGGCUGGUGCAAGGGAUCAAUCCAACAUUCUGCUUUUGCAAAUUUUGGCUUGCUACACUAUCAUGUCGCACAACAUCAACAGGUUACAGAUUUUAA
Messenger RNA from Camellia sinensis, 1128 nucleotides. The record is from RefSeq and is a predicted model, not a curated record. NCBI's taxonomy places the organism in Eukaryota, Viridiplantae, Streptophyta, Magnoliopsida, Ericales, Theaceae.